Bacillus rossius redtenbacheri is the source of this 6538-nucleotide messenger RNA. RefSeq names its product Krueppel-like factor 5. The record is from RefSeq and is a predicted model, not a curated record. Gene Ontology annotation, biological process: regulation of transcription by RNA polymerase II. The coding region runs from base 893 to 2116 and encodes 407 amino acids. The transcript is spliced from 4 exons. Lineage: Eukaryota; Metazoa; Arthropoda; Insecta; Phasmatodea; Bacillidae. Gene Ontology annotation, molecular function: DNA-binding transcription factor activity, RNA polymerase II-specific; RNA polymerase II cis-regulatory region sequence-specific DNA binding.
AGCAGCGCCAGUGAGCGUGGCGAGAGCGUAGCGGCGAGGUUCGGACCUGCCUGCGGACAGUCGCCCGCGCGUCUUGAGAUGAGCCUCCCACGACGACCCGCCCUCCGCGACAGGAGACCGUCUUGAGAACAUACAACAAUAUCUCUCCAAGACAUUUUUAUUUUAAAUUUUUAUGUGCGGUGUUUUUUCGGUUGUCGGACGUGUGCGUGUGCGCGCGUGUCUUCAGUCACGGUAGGAAGCAGGCGCCGUCGAAGACACCAGAAGGUUGGUGGUUGACCGUCGAGGACACCAGAAGGUUGGUAGUUGACUGUGGAAGACACCAGAAGGUUGGUGGAUGAACGUCGAAGACACCAGAAGCUUGGUGGAUGACCGUCGAAGACACCAGAAGCUUGGUAAAUGACCGUCGAAGACACCAGAAGGUGUGUGGUUGACAGUCGAAGACACCAGGAGGUUGGUGGAUGACCGUCGAAGACACCCGAAGGUUGGUGGUCAACCUUCAAAGACACCAGAAGGUUGGUGGUUGACCGUUUAAGACACCAGAAGGUGUGUGGUUGACCGUCGAAGACACCAGAAGGUUGGUGGAUGACCGUCGAAGACACCAGAAGGUUGGUGGUUGACCGUCGAAGACACCAGAAGGUUGGUGGAUGACCGUCGAAGACACCAGAAGGUUGGUGGUCGACCGUCGAAGACACCAGAAGGUUGGUGGAUGACCGUCGAAGACACUAGAAGGUUGGUGGAUGACCGUCGAAGACACCAGAAGGUUGGUGGAUGACCGUCGAAGACACCAGAAGGUUGGUGGUCGACCGUCGAAGACACCAGAAGGUUGGUGGAUGACCGUCGAAGACACCAGAAGCUUGGUGGAUGACCGUCGAAGACACCAGAAGGUGUGUGGAUGACCGUCGAAGACACCAGAAGGUGGUGGUCGACCGUCGAGGACACCAGAAGGUUGGUGGUCGAGCGUCGAGGACCCAGCUUCCCCCGCGGGUCGUGUUGCCGAGGGGAGACGAAGGACGAGGGGCGCGGGGCGGCGGGAAUGGACGCCGGCUCGUGCUGCGUGCUGAGGCCCACCGCCGCGGUAGGCCUGGAUGACGACCACGACCAGAUAGUGCCCGACCACCCCGUGGACGCAGGCGGAGGAGGCUGGGCGGCCGGACAGAACUACCUGCUCGACACGUGGUUACAGAUGCAGGCGAGCGACUUCGACGCCUUCCUGUGCAAGCAGGAGCUGGAGCGGCUGCAGCGACUCGAAGACCCGCCGGCGCCGGAGGACGCGAAGCCGCGGCGGGAGUCUGCCUCGCAGAUGGACCAGUUCUUCGAGGUUCCAGGUCAUCACCACCCCCACCACCACCUCCACCUCCACCACGCCGGCAUGAGGCACCCGCACCCGGCGGCCGGCAUGAGCUUCGUCUCCCCCAGGACCAUGGCGGGGCAGCACCCAGAGGACGACGUGUUCCUCAGGCCGCCGCUCUGGGAGGACAUCACCUCCAGCAUCCAGAAGCUGGACCCGGAGAACGCCGAGAUGCUGGCGGCCGCGUCGACCGUCGUCAAGGUGGAGGCGCCCGACGAGCUGCUCGCCGCCCCCGUGGAGGCGGAGCGCCCGCCGCCCCCACCGGCGCUGCGGGGCGGGGCCUUGCACUUCAAGUGCGCCGCCGCGGUGCCACCCCCUACGAGGCCGGCGUACGCGCCGCCCCUCACGCCGCCCGCGUCCGAGCCCGGGUCCCCGGGGGCGGGCAACCUGCCGCGCCGCACGCCGCCCCCGCCCUACCCCGCCCCUGCUUCCGCCGCCGCCGCCGCCGGCGCCAAGUACAACCGCAGAAACAACCCGGAGCUGGAGAAGAGGAGGAUACACCACUGCGACUUCGUGGGCUGCACGAAAGUGUACACGAAGAGCUCACACCUGAAGGCACAUCAAAGGAUUCACACGGGGGAGAAGCCGUACAAGUGCCAGUGGCCCGAGUGCGAGUGGCGGUUCGCGCGCUCCGACGAGCUGACGCGCCACUACCGCAAGCACACGGGCGCCAAGCCCUUCAAGUGCCUGGUGUGCGACCGCUCGUUCGCGCGCUCCGACCACCUGGCGCUGCACAUGCGGCGCCACCAGCCCAAGGCGCCCAAGUGACGUCGCCCUGUCCCUACCCCCUGGAGACCCCCCAUCGGCCCCUCGCUGGCUGCGAGCCUUCACGACCUCGACGACCUCCAGCCACGGAGGGCAACUGUGUGUAGAGCCUCGUUCUCAUUCCCUCACCAGUCUUCAUUAACAAAGGAAGAGUUUGUCUGUGGCUUUAUCGUGAAGACCGUGACGCCCAGAGUACUUCGGUAUCCUCCAAGGGUUUCCGUUCGCACCUCGAACAGAUAUCUCAUUUUAAGCGAUUUACGGACCCCACGUCCCCCCCAGGGUCAUCACUCUUCUUCUUGGCAACGGCCGUUGCAGUUCUUGACGAUGGCUUUCUUCCGUGUCCUGGCCAUUGGUUAGAUAAAUGCCUAGUUUUUUUUUAUAUAUGAGCAGCGCGAGUUGUGUUCUGACCUUUGCACUGUCCGCAGCGAAGCGGUUUUUUUUAUUAUUGUCGUUAAAGGUUCUCGUCCGAAUUCACUCUCAAAUUCACCCCGUAGGGAUUGGUCUAGAAACUUCCGUAAAGAUGAAGCGGAAAUUAUUUAAUUUAUAAAAAAAAAUCACUAGCUGCAGUAUUUGACGCUGCCCGGGAUUAAUAAAACCAUGUCAAGUCUGCAGGACAUGAACUUGAGAGCCGUGAAGUUUUUAACCUUUAAUGCCAGCACAACCUGAGAUGCAGAAAGCAUCAACAAUGCAGAAGCCGCUGCCAUUGAGACGAAGAAAGCAUCAACAAUGUAAUAGCAUUAAAAAAAAAAAAGAAGGAAAUUUUGAUCUUUAACGACCUCGCAUCCCCUUUCUUUUAGCGGAUUUCUACGUAGCCAAAAGGAAUAUACUUGCCGAAUUUUCGAGUCUGUAGGUCGUAUAGUUGCUGAGAAUACGUGAUGAGUUGAGUCAUUGAGUGGUAUUUCGCUUCACACAAAAUUUACCAGCCCUUUUCAUCCCGUUAGAGACGGGAUUUCAAAAAAUCCUUCCUUAAUGCAUCCCUAGGGUACUCAAGGAAUAUUUCCUCCAAAUUUCAAAUAUCCAAGUCCACCGGUUUAAGCCGAGCGUUGUCUGUCAUUCAGUCAGUGUUGGAGUUUUAUUAAGUGAUCAUGGUCAAAUUCCCCAGUUAUUUUGUACGUAGGGACAGGGGAAAAAAUUAAACGAACUGUCAUUAGACUGCAAUAAAUGAUGCCUGCGACAGUGGUUUCUACAUUGUGAUUGACGGCCAUCUGCAAGAAUGCCUUUUGCCUUAUAUGGGCCUAAGCCAUUCAGGAAGCAUAAGCUGUCGUAAAAAAAAAUUCCUGAUAUUCGUGGCUAACAGUAAAAGUGCACUUAAAUUACAGGUGUAAUUAUCAUGGGAUGGUGCCACUCACCUGUUGGAUAUAUAUAAACUAGUUGCCAUAAUAUUAUUUUCUUGUAAAUCUGAAAACAUAAAGAGUUUAAAUGGAGUAAUACUUUCCUUUGAGAUAGCCUAUACUAAAUUAAUGGUUGACAAAAAUAAGCAACCAUUGUAGUCUUACAAGUUAUGAUAAAAAAAAGAGUUAGGUUCAGCAUACAAUUUGUACUGUUUGGCGAAUUGUGCCAUUUUUUAUACGUUCAGGUCUAAAGUUUCAGGUUUACGACCAUACGAAUGUAACUAUGACCGCAUCAAUUCAGAUACAAUAAAUAACAAUUUCAAACCAAGCGAGUUCAGACAAGGGUCACAAUUCGAUAUCGAACAACUAAAUAAAUAUUACGAUCAACAAAGCCGAUUUUGUUCUGCAGAAUACAUAUGUUAACUCUUCAAAUAUACUUUUUUUGUACGAGGUUGCUUAAUAUCUUUUUUUUUUUUUAAAAAAAAGCCCAUGACAAGGUUGAAAAUACUCGAGGAAAUAAUAUUUGUUUUUUUGCGAAACAAUUCUUUCUCUCAGUGAACGAUGCAUGACACACAAGGUGUUCCGAACAAACACUACAAAAAAAAAGAGACGUCAAAGACACGUUUGUGACUCCAUCUCGGCUUUUCAAAAGCCUUCGAAGACGCUCCUUAAGUAUACAGGUUAUCACACGCCAUGUUGAUUUUUUUUUAUUUUUUUUUUUAUUUUAUCGUCGGUAUUAUAUUAUUUAAGGGCUAUUUCUAAAAUGUUAACACGAUGCCUCCCUUGUAAUUUGUUGUUUUGUCACUGAUAUAUUCCACAGAUUUUCUCUAAAUUUAAUACACCCAGGAUCACAAAAAUCGUACCCAUUGAAAAGAUGUUAUUUAAAGUUUGAAAGGUGAUUAAAUCUACUUAAAUAAUAAAUAAUUGUCAUGUAGUUUUGUUUAUCAGUGGUUUUUUUAAAAAAGGAGGGGGGGGGGGGGAGUUGAUGUGUGGGCUUCUCGCCGGCCACUGCUUAACAGUGAUGCCAACCCCUUGCUGAUAGUUCCUUGUAGUUCAUGCGGUGUCGUGCAUCAGAUCAUCUUAUUGCUUCUUUAUUAUAUUUAUCUCUUCUACCCAAGAUGUAAUCCCUGGUUGGGGUUUGCUUAGGUUUUUACACAUAGGCCUAAUGUAUAUAUAGAUUAUAUUUCAUAGUCCCUUGGAACCCCGUCUGGGCUGGAUGCGUUGGCUCGGGGGAGACUUUAACGCUUGAAACCUAUUUUCCAACAUGUGCCAUUUUUGUGACUCCCAAGUGUGUGAUGGGUGUAAAAAGUCGCGCAACUAAAAAUAGUUACGAGCAAUAACGCGUUUUUUUUUCAAACUACACAUAGUUAAUAUCUUAUUAAAAUAUUUGUAACCAAACGACAAAUGCAAGGAAGGUAUCAUGUUGAAAUUUCAGACGGAGCCCAUACAUAAUAGUAAUGGUGAUAACUUUUAAAAUAAAUAAAUAAAUCAACAUGGUGUGUAAGAUUCAGCCUUAAGUUAUUUAUGGUUCGGUUAACGUAUUUAAGGAUUUUACCAAAGGAAUUCAAAUUUUAAAAAAAAUAAUAGCGCUUUUAACUCAUUAUACGUGAUACAAGUGAAACUUCUUUGACAAUUAAAACCUCGAGUCGUAAGUAUAUCAUAAGGGGAAAAACGACAGGAAAAGAGACAGAGAAAUAACAUACAAUUUUUUUGAAUAAACAUGAAUUAACAAAUUAUUUUCUCACUUCAAAAUACGUUCAAACCCAGUUGUGUGGCCCUCAGCCCAAAUACUCCCUUACUAGAUGCCAGCAAGUUAGGGUGACGUCAGGCGCAGGCUGGUCCCUACCACUGCGACCCGCCUAUCCCUGCAGCGUGGCAGGUUUCAACCUGAGCCGCACGCCGCCACGCGGAGCCCGCGGCCCGCCCAGUUCUCUGCACCGUCCGCAACCUAUUCUCCGUUCUUUUCGCGCCAAAAAACGUUGCACAGCAAUGUUUCACGAAAACGCUGCAUUAAAAUUGGGCAUAGAAAUUUACUGUUUUCUCCCAUCGCGUUCAAAGAAGUUUCACUUCAAAAUUAGGUUCCUGUGAAAUACGUGAUCCCGAACAGUUGAUCCACCUUGCCAUACUUCUUUUUUUCCUGGAUUUCUUCCUCGUCUAGGGAAACUCCGUCGAUAAGUCAUGGCUGUCCAGCUUCUCAGUGCUUGGGUGGCACAGCUGUCAUCAUGCCUAUGCCAAUGGGAGUUAUCAAGAGGGAUGCUUAUGCCAAAAAAAAAGUUGCGCUGUUUUUAAGUAACUCAAUGGACGAGGUAACUACUUCUUGAUAAAAAAAAAAAAAAACAGAACUCAAGACCACUUUUGUACUACUUUUGUAAGGAUUUCUGCCAUUCAUCGAUGCCAUUUUUAAAGACCAGAAUAGUGUGUUACAUUUUUUUUUAGAAAAUAUUUUUUUACUAAGUGCCAAAUCGAAUGUGCCUUAAAUAUUUGUGGCUUCCUGAGUAGUAUUUUAUACGUAUGAAAUGUUAUUUUCUUACUAUUUUUGUGUGUUGAAGCCAAAGUAUUAUAUCUGAAAGAGAAGAGAUGAACAGUGACAGAAACUGUCAAACUUAUGAAAUGUUACACAUGCAUCUUUUCUUUCAGUACUGUUAUCAUUGCCUCUUUUAAUUAUUAAAUGCAGCCAUUGAUUUGUGUGUAUAAACUGUAAAGACGAUAGUCAAUGUUAUCGUUGUUACUGUGGUUUUAAAUGUAAUUAAUAUAUAUUUUUACUACCUUAAAUAUUUAGAGCCUGAUAACACUGUUUGUGUAUCAACUUUUUUUGUGUGUUUACAAAUCUCUGGCUAUGACCUUAACAAACAGAAGAGUGCUUUGUUUAUGUUGGUUAUGAAAGAAGUCAAAAGUUUUUUACCAGUUAACUGUAAGGUUGAAUUUGUAAUUAUUUAAUAUUUAUAAAUAAAUUUUGUUUACUAACUGCGUUAAAUUAUGUUUUUUUUUGUGUAAAGUCUUAUCAUCAAAAACCUUCAAAUAUUUUACUAAAGUAGGUGUACAGGUAUAUGGAGUGUGAAGUGUUUAUAAGGCUCAAGGACGCAUGUCUUAUUCA